Corticium candelabrum is the source of this 2088-nucleotide messenger RNA. Its product is annotated as ribosomal oxygenase 1-like. The record is from RefSeq and is a predicted model, not a curated record. The coding region runs from base 91 to 2001 and encodes 636 amino acids. NCBI's taxonomy places the organism in Eukaryota, Metazoa, Porifera, Homoscleromorpha, Homosclerophorida, Plakinidae. The transcript is spliced from 15 exons.
ACUGUACUAUAGUAUUAUUGCAACUAUUAGUUUUACAUCCGGGUAACCGAAAAGGCGUUACGUACAAGUACAGUGCAAGUUAGCCAAAGUAUGGCGGCGAAUAGCGUAUCUGCGUUCAGUGUUUACAAGCAGCAGAGGUCUGCGACUGAUUCAUCGUUUUCUGCAUCCACGUCUUCAAUUGAAGGUGGUCUCAGUAAGUCAAUGGAGGAAAUACUGCAGAAUGGUCAAAGUCAAAGAAAGAGCGAGGGAGAGAGACUCACUCGUAAACGAAAGCGACAAAACGGCAACAGAACGCCACUACAGAAAUGUCUCGAAAAAAUGAUUGCUAGGAAAUACGCGAACAGUGGUGUAGAGGCAUCUCCUAUUCUAGCAGGCAGCGUUGACGUCAUGAGUCACGUGAUAGACAAGACUGAGAGACAGACACAGAAGCUUCUUAGUAAUGAUAAGAGAAAGAAGAGACAAAAGAGGACAGUGGAUAGAAAUAAAAAUGGAAAGAAAGAUGUUGCAAGCAAGAAACCAGCAAAACAAGCAAGAACAAAAGCAGUAGAUCACGUGUCAUCUAGAAAAGAUGCUGCAACAAAACCGGAAGUUGUGGCUAAGAAAGGUCUCGAUGAAAGUGAGAUGGAUGAAGAAGUUGCAUCUGACGAUGGAGACAGUCGUGUACGAGCGAGGAAGAUGUUUGAAUGGAUGAUCAGUCCUGUUAGAGUUAUGAAGUUUUUCCGAGAAUUGUGGGAACAGAAACCACUUCUAGUGAGACGACAUCAACCUCAGUAUUACAACUUAGUCUUCAGUACAAGAGAAUUAGAUCGAAUACUCAGAGAGGAAAAUGUUGAUUUUUCUGUAAACAUUGAUAUCACUUUGUAUAAGGAUGGUCAGCGGCAAACUCUUAACCCAAAUGGAAGAGCUCAUGCUGCAGUUGUGUGGGAUUACUACAAGCAAGGCUGUUCUGUGAGGCUUCUUAACCCUCAAACAUACAGCAGAUCGGUUUGGAAGUUAAACUCUACUUUACAACAGUUUUUCAAUUCGUGUGUUGGAGCCAAUGUGUAUUUGACUCCUGCUGAUUCACAAGGAUUUGCACCACAUUAUGAUGAUAUCGAGGCAUUUGUACUGCAACUUGAAGGGAAGAAACAUUGGAGAUUAUACAAGCCAAGGAGUGAAGGGGAAGUGUUGCCAAGAUAUUCAAGCAGAAACUUUAGUGAAGAUGAGAUCGGCUCACCUGUGUUGGAUGUAAUUUUGGAGGCAGGUGAUAUGCUCUACUUUCCACGUGGUUUUAUCCACCAGGCUAAGAGUCUUUCUGAUUGUCACUCACUUCAUAUCACUGUUUCUGCAUGUCAGACAAACACUUGGGGUGAUCUGCUUGGAAAGCUUGUUCCAGCAGCUUUGAAGUUGGCAUUUGAAGAGGAUGUAGAGUUUAGAAAAGCAUUGCCGAGAGAUUAUGUUGAUUAUAUGGGAGUCAUGUACUCUGAUCAAACUAGUACAAAGAGAUCUACUUUUAUGCAUCAUAUUGAACACUUGAUGACCAAACUAUUCUCAUAUGCUCCCAUAGAUGCAGCAGCAGAUCAAAUGAUAUUGCAAUUUCUGCACGGCAGCCUUCCUCCUAUUCUCAGUGCUGCUGUACUGUCUCAAACCGUUCGUAGUUGUGGACCUCGUUGUAUAUCUCUCUCUUGCUUGUCUGCAUCAACACAACUGGCUGCUGACACAAACGUUCGUCUUCUUCAACACAAUAUUGCAAGGCUUGUAGUGGAAGAGGAUCAAUUGAAAUUGUAUCACACUGUAGAUAAUUCACGGAUAUAUUGUGGCAAAGAGCAGCAGUUUAUUGAAGUAACAGAAGAGGAGGCAAUAGCAUUUGAGUAUCUUGUGCAUCAGUAUCCACACUAUGUGCGUGUCGGCAGUAUGCCUCUACAUGUUGAUAAGUCAAAGGUGGAGUUUGCUACCUUGCUGUAUCGACAAAGCAUUCUAAUUACUGAACCGAAACAAGAGUUAGAUGAGGAAUUUGUAUGAUACCCACUCAGGAAUGAGUAUCCUACUUUUGCUCAUCUGAGACUGCACACUUGAACAAAGCACUCAUUGAAUUUAAUCAUUUGGAUC